UUUCUCAUAGAUAACGACAUUAACUCUAGCUUUGGUUAGGAAAUUGUUGGUGCCGGUGUUUUGUCCAAUAUAUGCUUUGAGGUUUGGCUGUGUAUGAUUAUUAUAUUACUUGUUUGCUAAUUAAACAGACCUCACCAUGGCGACCAUGCCCAUCAACCCCAAGCCGUUCCUGAACGGGCUUGUGGGCAAGCCGGUGAUUGUGAAGCUCAAGUGGGGCCACGAGUACAAGGGCUACCUGAUCUCCGUGGACGGCUACAUGAACCUGCAGCUGGCCAACACGGAGGAGUACAUCGAGUCGCAGCCCACGGGCAACCUGGGCGAGUGCCUGAUCCGCUGCAACAACGUGCUGUACAUCCGGGGGCUGGAGGAGGAGGACGAGGAGGGGGAGAUGCGCGACUGACGCGUCUCUGCGCGUGUGGACUGUGGCUUCCCCACAGAGGAGCAGCAUGCCUCAAUCUUUUAUGGCACACCCUUUACCAAAGGCUUGAGGAGAUACUCAUGUAUCAACUUUACUACACAGUUUUUUUCAAUGAAGAAUCUGUGUACAUUAAUGUUUUUAAUUGUAAACUUGAAUAUUUUGUCUAACUUACAUAUAUAAUAAAUUUGUAAUUUUACUAGUA
This is a messenger RNA of Bacillus rossius redtenbacheri, 620 nucleotides long. RefSeq names its product small nuclear ribonucleoprotein F (gene SmF). Gene Ontology annotation, molecular function: RNA binding. Gene Ontology annotation, cellular component: catalytic step 2 spliceosome; pICln-Sm protein complex; U1 snRNP. Bases 137 to 400 code for a protein of 87 amino acids. The record is from RefSeq and is a predicted model, not a curated record. NCBI's taxonomy places the organism in Eukaryota, Metazoa, Arthropoda, Insecta, Phasmatodea, Bacillidae. The transcript is spliced from 2 exons. Gene Ontology annotation, biological process: spliceosomal snRNP assembly; mRNA splicing, via spliceosome.